CUCAUUCGUUUUCUGGCUCCUUCCUCUGUGCUAGCGGGUAAUGACUCCAACUCUCGCGUGCGUUCCUAUUCCUUUUCUGUAGACAGAGAAGUUGACCGUAUUAUUACUUUUAGGCGCGCUUCAAACAGUUAUGAGCAGGCCAGCGAAGCUUUUGUGUCCUUAGGCACAACGCGCGCGAAGUGGUCAGCAAGCUUGUGCGUGCAGCAAGCUCGCCAUGGCUGCGGUCCUCAGGCGCAGUCAUGGUGGAGCGCUUAGAUCCUAUGUGCUGGUCGCCUUCGCGCUGCUAGCACUGUGCCAGCGACGCGAUGUGCACGCACUUCGGCCUCAGAAAACAAGCAGCCGGCGGAAGGGGCACACGCUGGAGGACGUGCUUAUAGCCAACGUUACGCCCGCUGACGUCGCGCACAAUGAUGCAAUGCGGUUCGUGCGCGAGGGCGUCGCGUACAUGGAAUCGCUCGGCGUCAAGCUGUCGGAGCAAUGCGAAAAGCGCUACGGCUACACCUUUAUCACGGACCAGAAGUAUCACCACUUCCGGCUGUGCAAGUCGGAAGCCAGGCUGAACGACGACGGCACGCUCAGCGGCGUGCAGCGAGGGGCCUCACCGUUGGCUAAGUACCGGAUACGCUUCGCGAAGAAGAUGCAGGCCCGCAAGGAGCGGCUGGCCGCAGCGGCAGCAGCUGCUGCCGCAGCCAAUAGCAGUAGCACUGGCGGGACGGCGCGGCGGCGGCGGAGGGGGCUGCUCCAAGCCGGCACCGGCGACGUUGGGCGGCACGCAGCAGCCGGCGCCGUCGGCAGUAGCAGCACCGGGACCGGGGCUUUGUUAUACGGGCACGCGCAUAGCCGGUCCGAACUGUUGCCAGUCGGGCGGAGGAGGCACGGCCGCCACGCCGGGGCUGCCAGCGGCGCCGAGGAGCGCAGGGCGCUGCUGCAGGCGGCCGCCGGCAGCAGCAGCGGCGGCAGUAGCAACUCGCUCAUGUACAAGCUGCUGAAGCAAGUGACCGACAAGGCCGCAAACAAUGACGGCGGCCGUGAUGAAGAUGGGGCGUCUGACGUGUACAAUGACGACGAGGAGGAGGAGGAGGCGGAGGCGGAGGCCGAUGCGGCUGCCAGCGAGGAUGGGGAUGAGGACGAGGGCGGCGGCGGGGGCGGGGGCGGCGGCGGCGGCUAUGGCAAGAAGAAGGCUGAGAUCCUGUCCACCGCCUUUGAGCCCGACACCGAGCUGCCGGAGCUGACGGCCGUGGGCACCAGCCACAAGAGCAGCGUGGGCUGCUACCUGCAGCCCUCCAUGCCGCGCAAUGUGGGCUACAAGGACGCGCAGCUGCUGUGUGUGGGCCGCAACGUGGUGCUGGACACGUGCGCGCACUACGACGGCCAGGCGGAGGGGUUCAACGUGCGCUUCCCCGCGCCCAAGGUGGGCUCUGUGAAGCUGGGCUGCUCCGUGAAGGUGCAGCUGCUGGGAGAGCGCAACCUGACCAAGGGCUACAAGAACAGGCUGUGGUGGGCCAACGCUCAGGACAACGCCUACGACGUGGUGCGCCAGUCGUGCGACCCCGCCGGCGGGCGGGUGGUGGAGCACCCCGUGGCCUUCGUGAUCCGCGACCGAUACACACACACGCUGCACGAGCUAGAGGUGCUGUCCACCAUCUUCACAAGCCUGGCCGUGGCGGACCUGCCCGAGGUCCGCGCCCAGGGCGUUCAGAUCGUGCUGGCCGACCAAAUGCCGCAUGCCUCCUACCGCCCCACCUACGCCGCCAUCUCCUACCCCUACCGCCUGCGCCACCUGGCGGAGGCGCCCUACCCACCCAACACCUGCUUCCGCACCGCGCUGUUCAUCAACGCCUUCACAAACUCCAUCGCCUUCAACCCCAACCCCAACACCUCGGACUGCUUCUCGCCAGUCAUGAUCGGCGUGCACAAGUGGCUGCGCACGCUGCACAAGGAGCUGGACCCCGCCUACCUGGCCCGAGUGCACCACCACGCCGCGGAGACCGGCGGCAUCAUACGCCGGCAGGUGGUGUGGACCAGCCGCCGCAACCUGGAGGCGCUGCGGCUGACGUCCGGCACCGGCAUGACGGAGUGGCAGUCGGCGCGCAUGGUGCCCAACGAGAACGCGGUGGUCACGGCGCUGCAGCUGGCCAUCCUGGAGUGGAACUCACGCUCCUGCCUGCUGUCGCGCUACUACGGCGGCGACGAGGGGCUGGCGGGCUGCCGCGCCGCGGCGGUGGACGUGCAGUUCGACCUGGUGUUUGGCGAGUUCAGCGACUGGCCCUACUACCCGGACCAGCUCAUGACAAUAUACAGGACGGGCAUCCUGAUCGGCGUGCACGGUGCAGCGCUGACGUUCGUGACCUCCACCGCGGCGGGCGAGAGCGCGCUGCUGGAGCUGGCGGGGGUGGGGUGGGAGGACACGCAGACGGGCAACAUGCUCAACCUGUUCCCCAGCCUGGCACACAACAUGGGCGCCUACUACGAGCAGGUCCGCUACCAGGGCCCCGACAUUGACAUCAAGGUCGCCACAGACGCCUUGGUCAGGGCUAUGGACGAGGUGUCAGCGCGCAUCAACGCCAACGCCGCCCGGCGUAAGGCGGCGGAGGCGGCGGCGGCCAAGGCAGGGGGCGGCGGCGAGGCGGUGGCCGGCCCCAGCUUCAACGACCAGUACAACUUUGAUGUCAUGUUCCCGCGGGCCUGCCCCAGCUCGGUGCCCAACAAGCUCCGGCGCUACGUGACGAGCCACCCCGUGCAGAUGGCGCUCAACGCCACAACCAACAGCAGUAGCAGCAGUAGCAGCAGCAGUGCCACCCAGCAGUAGCAGAGCGGUAAUGGCAUACAUGGCAGAUAGCGGAGCACAGGUUGCACUGGCAAUGCCAGGCGAACGACAUAGCCGGAGUGCUGGCGGCGGCAGUAGCAACAGGAGGAGGAGGAGCGGCACAGAGGUAGCUUAUGACGUACGGGUGGCUGCAGUGCAGUCGUGAGCGGCAUGAGAGAUAGCACUGCAGGAAGCGUGCACGUACCGAUUGUGAGGUGGCUGCGAGUGAUUGGCGCCGCGUGCGUUUGCGUGCGACCUUGCAAGCCGGGACAGACGCGCGCCGCAUACCGUAUGACGCGGAAUAGACAACGGAACUUCGGGUAUGAGGGUGAGAGGCGUCUCCGAUAGAGGCGAGCAAGCUUUGCUUGGACUGUGAAGUGCGUCCUGUGUGGCCGACAGUUCUUGGCGGAAACUGCAGAUGGCUAUCGACGUGCGGAGAAACAUGAACGCUGAGUGCGGCCGAGGAACUCCGAGAAGCACUGCGGGAGGCACAGGGGCUGUGGCUAAUCUUGGGGGGUAGAGGUACCUCUGUGGAGUUGUAGACUCGCCUGAGUUCGACAGGGUCCCCAAAAGGGGCUCACCGGCUCAUCGGCAAUCUGUGCACGUACGUUGCAUUACCCGCACGUGUAGCGGGGGGAGCGCGCUGUGUGUGUUUUAAGCAGAGCUUGC
This is a messenger RNA of Chlamydomonas reinhardtii, 3475 nucleotides long. RefSeq lists its product as uncharacterized. Lineage: Eukaryota; Viridiplantae; Chlorophyta; Chlorophyceae; Chlamydomonadales; Chlamydomonadaceae. The coding region runs from base 215 to 2809 and encodes 864 amino acids. Gene Ontology annotation, molecular function: glycosyltransferase activity. The record is from RefSeq and is a predicted model, not a curated record. The transcript is spliced from 14 exons.